AUGACAAGUGGCAUGUUAAUGACUAUUAGUUCGAGUGUAGCUUCUCCAAAGAGGACAAGUGAAAGAAGAUUACCGAAUGGAUCUUUGAAGAAAAGUGAAGAACUUUCUCUUGAUUCAUCUUCAAGUAAUUCGAAUAGCUCCAAUUCGAAAGGAAUUUCAAAGAAGAGAAAGACUAGAUGUUGCAGAACUUUAGAUAAAGAAGAAAUAAUCAAAUACUUUUCAGUGAAAGAAGAAGAAGCAGCACAAUUAUUGAACGUUUCCAAGUCAAAACUCAAAAGAAUUAAAAAAGAAAGUAACUAUUAUCAUUCUGCAGAGAUGGGUAUUUCACGAUGGCCAUACAGAAGACUUGAAGCUCUCAAACAAGAACUCCACGACAUUGAAGAAAGAAUCAAAAAUGUCAACAUUCAAUCCAUCAAACCAACUUAUUCGACAUCUACUCAAUUUUCCUCCUCCCCAAUUUCAUCAUCUCAGCAACACCAACACCAACACCAACAUCAGCAACUUUCCUUACAAUUAGAAGAAUCGAUAUUGAAGGGUUCUAUCGAACUCAUUCAUCACAUCCCAAAUAUUAUUGUAAAACAUAGCAAUGAACAUAUUAAGGAAAUUGCUAGAAAAACCCAAAGAAUUUCCCUCUCUAAUUUGCUCAACCUGUAA
This is a messenger RNA of Naegleria gruberi, 654 nucleotides long. RefSeq lists its product as uncharacterized. The record is from RefSeq and is a predicted model, not a curated record. The transcript is spliced from 2 exons. NCBI's taxonomy places the organism in Eukaryota, Heterolobosea, Eutetramitea, Acrasida, Naegleriidae. Bases 1 to 654 code for a protein of 217 amino acids.